AUGUCGUUGAGCCCCAAGCACACGACGCCCUUCUCCGUGUCCGACAUCCUGAGCCCCAUCGAGGAGACCUACAAGAAGUUCGGCGGCGCCAUGGAUAGCGCGCCGCCCGGCCUGGGGGCGUCCCUGGGGGCCGCGGCCGCCGCCUACCGUGCGCCGCCGCCGGGUCCGUCCUCCCAGGCGGCGACCGUGGCGGGCAUGCAGCCUCCGCACGCCAUGGCGGGCCACAACGCGGCGGCGGCGGCUGCGGCGGCGGCGGCGGCAGCGGCGGCGGCCGCCACCUACCACAUGCCGCCAGGCGUCUCGCAGUUCCCGCACGGCGCCAUGGGUGGCUACUGCAACGGCGGCCUGGGCAACAUGGGCGAGCUGCCCGCCUACACGGACGGCAUGCGGGGAGGCGCGGCUGCCGCGGCCACCGGCUGGUACGGCGCCAACCCGGACCCGCGCUACUCGUCAAUCUCCAGGUUCAUGGGGCCGUCGGCGGGCGUGAACGUGACCGGCAUGGGGUCGCUGACGGGCAUCGCGGAUGCCGCCAAGUCGCUGGCGCCCUUGCACGCGGCGGCGGCGGCGGCGGCGGCGGCGCCGCGCAGGAAGCGCCGCGUGCUCUUCUCGCAGGCGCAGGUCUACGAGCUGGAGCGGCGUUUCAAGCAGCAGAAGUACCUGUCGGCGCCCGAGCGGGAGCACCUGGCCAGCAUGAUCCACCUGACGCCCACGCAGGUCAAGAUCUGGUUCCAGAAUCACCGCUACAAGAUGAAGCGGCAGGCCAAGGACAAGGCGGCACAGCAGCUGCAGCAGGAGGCCGGCCUGGGCCCGCCGCCGCCACCGUCCCCGCGCCGCGUGGCCGUGCCGGUGCUGGUCAAGGACGGCAAGCCCUGCCAGAACGGGGCCGGCCCGCCGACGCCCGGCCAGGCCGGCCCGCAGCCGCCGGCGCCGACGCCCGCGCCCGACCUGGAGGAGCUGUCUCCGAGCCCGCCCGCGCUGCAUGGCCCGGGGGGCGGCCUGGCAGCCCUGGACGCGACCGCGGGGGACUUCGGCGGCGGCACGCUGGGCGCCAACCUGCUCUACGGCAGGACGUGGUGA
Messenger RNA from Phacochoerus africanus (Common warthog), 1077 nucleotides. RefSeq names its product NK2 homeobox 4 (gene NKX2-4). The transcript has 2 exons. The record is from RefSeq and is a predicted model, not a curated record. The coding region runs from base 1 to 1077 and encodes 358 amino acids. Lineage: Eukaryota; Metazoa; Chordata; Mammalia; Artiodactyla; Suidae. Gene Ontology annotation, biological process: regulation of transcription by RNA polymerase II; cell differentiation. Gene Ontology annotation, molecular function: RNA polymerase II cis-regulatory region sequence-specific DNA binding; DNA-binding transcription factor activity, RNA polymerase II-specific. Gene Ontology annotation, cellular component: nucleus.